AUGGCUGCUACAGUCAUGUUUGGAUCUAACCAGAUUUCAAAAGAUGCAGUUCUUCAUUCUCUUAGGGAGUUAGCAGGAAAAUCAUCUGAGCAAGUUUUUGUGAACUGUGUUAAACUCCCAAGUGAGUCAGUGGUGGAGUUCUUUACUACUUUAUGUAAUGUCUCAGCUGAAGAAGUGAAGCAGGAUCCAGCUUGUGUUUUUAGCUUGCAGAAGCUGGUUGAGAUUAGUUACUACAACAUGGUCCGUAUCCGUAUGGUAUGGGCGAGAAUAUGGUCUGUUUUGGCUAAUCAUUUUAUUGAUGCUGGUAGUGAUCAUGAUGAGAAGAUAGCAAUGUAUGCUAUAGAUUCUCUAACGCAAAUUGGGAUGAAGUAUCUGGAACGUGCAGAGCUUGCUAAUUUCACAUUCCAUAAUGACAUCUUGAAACCAUUUGUUGUUUUAAUGCGAAAUAGACGGAGUCAAAUAAUCCAAAGAUUAAUCGUGGAUUGUAUCGUUCAGAUGAUAAAAUCAAAAGUUGGAAGCAUUAAAUCUGUUUGGAGAAGUGUUUUCAUGAUUUUCACAGUUGCUGCAGAUGAUGACCUCAUUAUAAAUGGAUUUAUAAGAGAGGGUAGUCUUAAUUCCACAUUGGCUAUUUAUACUUCAAUGCAUGAAUCCGGUGUUACCCCUAAUGUUUUCACAUACACAUCUUUAAUAUACGAAUUUUGCAAAUUCAAGAACAUGGAUCUUGCUUUGGAAAUGAGGAAUGAGAUGAAAAGUAAAGGACUUGAAUUAGAUAUUGUGACAUAUGGUGUUUUGAUAGAUAGAUUUUGUAAAAAUCGGGACAUGGGAAGUGCAGAUGAAAUCUUUAAUGAGAUUCAUCAAGUGGGAUUAUCUCCAAACACAACAGUUUAA
Messenger RNA from Lactuca sativa (garden lettuce), 888 nucleotides. NCBI's taxonomy places the organism in Eukaryota, Viridiplantae, Streptophyta, Magnoliopsida, Asterales, Asteraceae. The record is from RefSeq and is a predicted model, not a curated record.